Messenger RNA from Danio rerio (zebrafish), 2978 nucleotides. RefSeq names its product regulator of G protein signaling 5a (gene rgs5a). The record is from RefSeq and is marked validated. NCBI's taxonomy places the organism in Eukaryota, Metazoa, Chordata, Actinopteri, Cypriniformes, Danionidae.
CAUUGUAAUUGCAAGCCAAGACUUGAUUGGUUCUCGUGUUUUUGGCUUCAGGCCAACAGACUUUCUCCAUAUAUUAAGAGGCGAGCAGGACGACGGCUUCUAAAAGAGAGAAGAGACAACAACUAAUGGUAGUGGACUAACUCAAGUGAACAACUCAGAAAAUGUGUAAGGGAUUAGCUGCCCUGCCCCAGACAUGUCUGGAGAGGGCUAAAGAGAUCAAGACUAAAUUGGGAACUCUGCUUCAGAAGCCAGAGAAUUCCAUCGACCUUAUUAUCCCCUACCAGGAAAAGCCUGAGAAGAAACCAGAGAAGCUUCAGAAGGCCACACCUGAAGAAGCAGCCCAAUGGCGCGAGUCCCUUGAUAAGGUCCUCUCCAACAGCUAUGGUCUGGCCACCUUCAAGAGCUUCCUGAGAUCUGAGUUCAGUGAGGAGAACAUAGAGUUCUGGGAGGCCUGUGAGGACUUCAAGAAGACCAAGAACCCUCUGAAAAUGGCCACCAAAGCUAAAAAGAUUUAUGAGGACUUCAUACAGACCGGUGGGCCCAAAGAGGUGAAUAUCGACCACUUCACCAAAGACGUGACUCUGAGAAACCUGGUGGAUCUUUCUUCCUCCACCUUUGAGCUGGCACAGAGCCGCAUCUACACCCUGAUGGAAAAGGACUCGUUCGGCCGAUUCCUGCGCUCUGACCAGUACCAGGAGCUGCUCAAGUAAACCCACUCGACCAGCAGCAGAAAGACUUCACACAUUUAACUCAUAAAAAAAAAAAAAAAAAAGAAAAAUACUUUGAGCAUGCAAUUUUUGAUGUACAAGCUGAUUAACAAUACCGCAUCUGUUUAUUUGGCACAACUGAAAAUGCAAUGCAAGCUCACAGUAAUUUGUAACUUUUUGAUUUAGUGGCUAAUUUGUACGUAAAAUAGUUAUGACUCCUCAUGAGAUCGAAAAGAAAAACAAAACAUAUUGUUUCAGCAUCUUCCCUCAGCUGAAUGAAAUGGCCCCCUGCUGACAAGAACAUCUUGCCACAAACUGUUAAAUGAAUGUAAUUCCUGCCCAGUGCUCUGAAUGUCAAGAACUUCAGUAAAAGAAGAAAAAGAUUGGGGUUUAAGGGUUAUAAUACACACUGAUGAAAUGUUAUCUGUCAUUAGCAAGCAACUAAUUUGUAUGAUUUAAAGUUUUUUGAGCGCCUCAAAAUCUUGACAUUCUCUAUUAAUUCUGUACAUUGUCCUGAUAAUUGGAGUCACACUCUUUUCUGACCCCUGUAGACUAAAUAAAGACCAAAACUGGUCCCUACUUGUAAUUUAUGGCUUUUCAGAUUAAGAGCAGAGGUGGUUUUGUGUCAUUUUUCUUUAAUGAGGACGCGCUGACCUAAGCGUUUAAGCAUCAUGUUUAUCAAAAGGAAGAGGCUGGGAAAUGGAAAUGGGUGGGAAUGAGUGUGGGCUGUUUUUUUUUUUUUUUUUUUUCUUGGAAACGUCUGUGUUAAUAUAAAAAAUGCCCAAAUGGUGUACCGAAAGACGAUUUGGGGAAACAACCCACUUAGUAUUGAAAGCGUCACUAUAAGUCAAUGCUUACAAAAAAGCGUGACAUGUUAAGAUGCGCUCCAGUCUAUGGGAACUUGUUGUUUGGGUUACCGCUAUUGAAAGUCGCUAAGAUGGGAAUAUCAAGUAGGAGGGAAACUAUAUAAAGCACUGGGCACAUCGUUUUUUAUUCUAAAGGCAAUGUUUAUUCCCAUGCCACUUUAAAUCCAAAACACAUUUCGAUUAAGUCAUGGAAACCCAAAACAUUUGAGCGAGCAUUUAUCACAAUACAUUAUAUACAGUAUAAACACAUUGUAAGACAUAUAAACUAUUAUUCUAAACAAGAGUGAUUACUGCAAAAUGUUAUUACUUUAGAUUAAGUGGCCUUAACUAUUGGGUACUUGCAUCAAAAAAUAAAUACAAUGUACUUACCGUGUGCAUAAUGUAUUGCAGAACACCUCUGGUGGGAUAUGGGUAUAGGAACAUGUUUGGUAGUAUCGGUAGGUUUAAGGCUGGUUUGAGGUCAUUAAAGCUAAUAAAAAAGGUAAUCACUGAAAUUAAUUACAGAUGUAAUUAAAUGCACAUUUAUAAUCAAUCAAAAAUACAAUGUAAGAACAUGUAAUUUUACAGUAAGUACAUUGUAACAACUAAUUAAUCUCAGUUUAAGUAUACAUAUCAGUUAAGGCCACUUACAUAAAGUGAGACCAUGCUAUUGAUGUUGUCAUACAGUAUAUUAUUUGCUCUUAGAAUCAUAAGUUGUUAGAAGUUUGUGAGUUAUUGCAAUAUGAGCUGCAUAUGUAACCCACGAGUGUGAUGUUCAGUGUCAAUUUGCAUGUUUUUAAACUUAAAGUGUGUUGCACAGACACUUAUACUCUUGCAUGUGUCUUUAUCAUAUUGUGUUUAGCCAUAUCACUAAGUCUAAUAACAUUCACUCAUACAUGAGCAGUGAAAGGUGCUUCUGGAGGUCCUUACUGAUGUCCCGCAAAACAAAAUGUUAGUUCUCUGCAGGACAGGAUUAGUUUAAUGUGGUUAUUAAUUACUGGGAAUCACCAACAUGAAUAAAAUGAAUUACUUUGAUGGGAAUCUUAAGAGCAGAAGUAGAAACUCUGUUGAGUAAAAUUUGUUUAUAUAAAGUUAAAUUAAUUUAGAAAAAAAUAAUCAUUCAAAUAUAUUAUGAAAUAACAUUUGUGAGAUGCAAAUAUCAUUUAAAAUGUAUUAUUUCAGGGUGGGGAUUUGGUAAAAUUGUCAGUAAGGACUGACAGAGUACCUCACUUAUAUAAAAAAUCUGCAUCAAGUUAUAUAUGCAUGUAUGUUUGCAGUUGAUUAUAUAAAAUCCAUAACCACAUUGAAGUUCUGAAGAUUAUUUAUUUAUGCUACUCAGAUGUACAUAUAAGCCAUUUUCAGCAUUUGUUUUUAAUUUAUUCUUGCUUGUCUGAUUGUUUCAUAUUCAAUUUAAAAAAUACCAAGA